Molecule: messenger RNA, 6339 nt
Organism: Alternaria burnsii
Lineage: Eukaryota; Fungi; Ascomycota; Dothideomycetes; Pleosporales; Pleosporaceae
Product: pre-mrna-splicing factor atp-dependent rna helicase prp16
Exons: 4
Coding region: 1-6339 (2112 amino acids)
Biological process (GO): DNA replication; spliceosomal complex disassembly; DNA replication initiation
Cellular component (GO): MCM complex; intracellular anatomical structure; nucleus
Molecular function (GO): RNA binding; ATP binding; DNA helicase activity
Source: RefSeq, a predicted model, not a curated record
AUGGACGAUCUCGCAAACCUCGAGUUCCUGUCGCUCGUCUCCAAAGUCACGUCCGAAAUUCAGAACCACGUCGGCGUAUCUGACAAGACGCUUGCCGAGUUCGUCAUCGAUCAACAUGCGAAAUGCAAAGGCGUCACAGACUUCAAGAACCAGCUGGAGGUCAUGGGCGCCGAGUUCCCCCAGAGUCUGGUCGAGAGCAUCGACCGUCUCAUCCUGACGCUUCACCCAAAGUACAAGAACAAGAGCGCAAACGGGAAAGAAUCUGGCGCAAACGGAGAGAAUGGCGGCGAUGCGACGGACCGGAAAACGCGUGUCUUCAAGGGCCUGGCGAUUCCCGACAAGGAUGUGGACUACGAGGUAGCAGACGAAGAGUCCGAGAAGGAUGCGCCGCAAGCCGACGCGCUGGACGACACCUUUGCGAUGCUGGAGGGCCUGGCAGGGAAGGCGCCAAGCAGCAAGCCCAAGGAGAGGUCGCGGAAAAGAAGCAUGAGCCCAUACGACAGCGACGACGACAUGAGCAGGAGCAAGCGACACAGGCGGAGGGAUAGGUCAUACUCUCGCUCGCGGUCCAGGAGUCCGCGGCGAAGGGGGCAACAGAACGACGAGCUGGUUUUCGAAGAUGAAUUUGGGCGUACGCGCACCGUCAAACCGAACAACAAGCAACGAAGCCGCAAGAAGUACCGCGACGAAGAUCUCGACGAGUUCCGACGGCCACCCACUCCCGAGCUCGACGACGAGCCUGUGCUAUACAAAGUAUACGAUGGCAAGGUUACAGGCGUCAAGGAUUUUGGCUGCUUCGUCAACCUGCAAGGCGUCAAAGGCAAGGUCGACGGGCUGGUGCACGUCACGCAGAUGAUGGAAGGGCGGGUCAACCACCCAUCCGAUCUCGUGUCGAGAUGGCAAGAAGUCAAGGUCAAGGUCAUCAAGAACGAGAACAACAGGAUUUCGCUGUCGAUGAAAGAGGUGGACCAACGGACGGGUCAAGAUCUUGCUCCCGGCAAACGCAUAGCAUCCUUUGGAACAGGCGCAAACUCUCAGGGACUCGGGGGAAUACCGGGCUUUGACAGUGCGGUGCCUGUUGUAGAGGAUGGCUUCAACAGUCGCAAGAAUGGUAUGCGGAAGCGCAUGACGUCUCCGGAACGGUGGGAAAUCAAACAGCUCAUUGCUUCUGGCGUGAUACCGAAAUCAGACUAUCCCGACAUCGACGAGGACUUCAACGCGCACAUCAACGGCGAGGGUGGCUUCGAAGAAGAGGAGGAUGUCGACAUUGAAGUUCGUGAAGAGGAGCCGCCCUUCUUGGCCGGCCAGACCAAGCAAUCACUGGAGCUUUCACCAAUCCGGGUUGUCAAGGCGCCCGAUGGCUCGCUCAAUCGCGCUGCGAUGGCUGGCGAUACGCUGGCAAAGGAACGCCGCGACCUCAAACAACAAGAAGCCCAAGAAAAGGCCGCAAAGGAGGCUGCGAACGUCGACUUGAGUAGUCAGUGGAAUGAUCCCAUGGCUCAACAACGACAGUUUGCAAGCGACCUGCGCAACACUCGAACGAAUGAGCCCAGCCAGGCCCUGCCGGAAUGGAAGAAGAUCUCCACGAACAGCAAGGAAACCUCAUUCGGCAAACGUACAAAUAUGAGCAUCAAGGAGCAGCGAGAGUCACUGCCUGUGUUCAGGUUUAGGAACCAGCUUCUUGAGGCUGUUGCAACCCAUCAGAUUCUGAUUGUCGUCGGUGAUACUGGAUCUGGAAAGACCACACAGAUGACCCAGUAUCUGGCUGAAGCUGGCUAUGGCAACGAGCUGGUUAUCGGAUGUACUCAGCCCAGGCGUGUGGCAGCUAUGAGUGUUGCCAAGCGUGUUGCUGAAGAGGUUGGCUGCGCUCUUGGUAACGAGGUUGGCUACACCAUUCGAUUCGAAGACAAGACUUCACCCGACACCCGCAUCAAGUACAUGACGGACGGUAUCUUGCAGCGUGAGAUUCUGUUGGAUCCCAUGCUGUCAAAGUACAGCUGUAUCAUGCUUGACGAGGCCCACGAACGCACAAUUGCCACAGACGUCUUAUUCGGACUGCUGAAGAAGACGCUCAAACGACGCCCGGACAUGAAGCUUAUAGUGACCAGUGCCACCCUCGAUGCCGACAAGUUCUCUGAAUACUUCUACAAGUGUCCUAUAUUCUCGAUUCCAGGUCGAACCUUCCCGGUAGAGGUCAUGUACAGUAAAGAGCCGGAGUCUGACUACCUGGACGCGGCGCUGGUCACGGUCAUGCAGAUCCACUUGACGGAGCCAGCCGGUGACAUUCUGCUCUUCCUGACAGGUAAAGAGGAGAUUGACUCUUCCUGCGAGAUUAUAUCAGAGCGCAUGAAAGCCUUGGGUCCGAACGUCCCGGAGUUGAUGAUUCUGCCCAUCUACGGUGCCUUGCCGUCCGAGGUAGCCUCUCGUAUCUUCGAGCCCGCCCCCAACGGAACCCGUAAAGUCGUCAUCGCCACCAAUAUCGCCGAGACCAGUCUGACUAUAGACGGCAUCUACUACGUCGUCGACCCGGGUUUUGUCAAACAAAGUUCGUAUGAUGGAAAGCUGGGAAUGGACCGUCUACAGAUCACCCCCAUCUCGCAAGCCCAGGCUCGCCAGAGGAGUGGACGAGCAGGUAGGACAGGACCAGGAAAGUGUUUCCGUCUGUACACCGAGGCCGCGUUCCAGAAUGAGAUGUUGCCGACUACCAUUCCGGAGAUCCAGCGCCAGAACUUGUCGAACACGAUUUUGAUGCUCAAAGCGAUGGGCAUCAACGACCUGCUGCACUUUGACUUUAUGGAUCCACCGCCUACCAACACCAUGUUGACUGCCUUGGAAGAGUUGUAUCAGCUGGGCGCGCUGGACGACGAGGGUCUGCUGACGCGUCUUGGUCGACAGAUGGCAGACUUCCCGAUGGACCCGUCCCUGUCAAAGUCACUCAUCAAAUCUGUCGAGCUUCAGUGCUCAGACGAGAUUCUGACCAUUGUGGCCAUGAUCAGCGCAACCCAAAACGUUUUCCACCGUCCGCGUGACAAGCAACAACAGGCCGACCAGAAGAAGCAGAAGUUCAACGACCCCUCUGGCGAUCACAUAACCCUUCUCAACGUGUACAACGGCUGGAAGCAGGGAGGAUUCAGCACGCCAUGGUGCCAUGAGAACUUUGUCAUGCCGAAGAACAUGCAGCGCGUGCGCGACGUCCGAAAUCAGUUGCUGCAGAUUAUGGCACGACACAAACACCAAGUCGUGUCGUGUGGCCGCAACACGAUCAAGGUCCGACAAGCUCUGUGUUCAGGCUUCUUCCGCAACUCGGCGCGCAAAGAUCCUGCCGAGGGCUACAAGACGCUUGUUGAGGGCACGCCAGUCUACCUCCAUCCCUCUUCUUCACUGUUUGGCAAGCCUGCUGAACACGUUAUAUACCACUCUCUUGUCGAGACGACGAAGGAGUAUAUGCAUUUCUGCAGUGCUAUCGAGCCAAAGUGGCUUGUCGAAGCGGCGCCGACGUUCUUCAAGGUCGCGCCAACGGACAGACUGAGCAAGAGGAAGAAGGCCGAGAGGAUACAGCCUCUGCACAACAAGUUUGCAGGUGAAGACGACUGGAGAUUGAGUGCACAGAGGAGGGCUGAGGGAGACCCUGACGACGAGAUUAUCGGAGCACGGGUACCAGGGAGGCGCACGAAUGCCCCGCGAACAGACAUCCCCAAGGUAGUGGACGUGACUGGAGAGACGUUAUCGCUGCGGUUCCAGGAGUUCCUCGAAAACUACACAGAAGAUCCCUCGUCGUCGGCUCUUCCCGCCUCGAGUGCCGUGCCCACCACAGACAAAUACUACAUUGCCCAAAUACGGGGCAUGCGACUGUACGGACUGUCCACUCUCUACGUCGACUACACACAUCUCCUCAGACACGAAGAUGGCAUUCUGGCCGCGGCCAUUGCGAGUGAAUACUACCGCUUCCUGCCGUACAUGGUCCGGUCGCUCCACAACCUCAUCGCAAAGUACGAGCCCAAGUACUUCCGCCAGCACAAGCAGCCCGCCUCGACUGCCUCUGCAGCCGGCACCUCGAGCGCUGGCAACGCCACAAGCCAGAACGAGAGUCUCAACGAGAAGACGUCGAACCAGCAGACUGACAAGCUGUUCACCCUGGCCUUUUACAACCUGCCUCUUGUGUCCCGUAUUCGCCAGCUACGCACCACAUCAAUCGGCAGCUUGCUCUCCAUCUCUGGCACUGCGACCCGAACAUCUGAAGUUCGGCCAGAGCUUUCAAUGGCCACCUUUGUCUGUGAGAUCUGCAACACCGUCGUGCCGAACAUCGAACAGACUUUCAAGUACACAGAGCCGACACAGUGUCCCAACAUAACUUGCAUGAACAGGGAGGGCUGGCGUCUCGAUAUCAGGCAAUCAACUUUUGUGGAUUGGCAAAAGGUGCGCAUCCAGGAGAACAGUUCAGAGAUUCCCACUGGCAGCAUGCCCCGAACAAUGGAUGUUAUCCUUCGUGGAGAGAUGGUGGAUCGGGCAAAGGCUGGCGAGAAGUGUAUCUUUACGGGCACAGUGAUUGUCAUCCCAGACGUGAGCCAGUUCCGCGUACCUGGUGUGCGCCCCCAAGCAAUGAGGGAUACCGCAAACACCACGCGAGGCAACGAUGUCGGUGGGUCAGGUGUCAGCGGUCUCAAAGCUCUUGGUGUGCGCGACCUGACAUACCGCAUGUCUUUCCUGGCGUGCAUGGUCUCGCCAGAUCACUCUACUCCCGGACAAACCUCAAACCACCAUCUGACAGGCCAGGCGAGCAACAUUCUCGCAUCUCUUGGCCAAGGACAGAUUGAGUCAAACGCGACAAGCGGCGAGGAGGCACAGGAAGAGUAUCUCGGUACGCUGACUGCUGCGGAGAUUCAGGAUCUCAAGGAUAUGGUGCACAAGCCCAACAUCUUCAUGCGACUGGUCGACUCGAUAGCACCCAUGGUCUACGGCCACCAAGUCAUCAAGAAGGGUCUCCUGCUGCAACUGAUGGGCGGUGUAUCAAAAGAGACACCCGAGGGUAUGGCGUUGCGUGGAGACAUCAACAUCUGCAUCGUCGGCGAUCCGUCAACGUCCAAGUCACAGUUCCUGAAGUACAUUUGCAGCUUCCUUCCUCGCGCCGUCUACACCUCUGGCAAGGCUUCUUCAGCUGCUGGUCUUACAGCCGCGGUAGUCAAGGACGAGGAGACUGGAGAGUUCACGAUCGAGGCCGGUGCUCUCAUGCUGGCUGACAACGGUAUCUGCGCCAUCGACGAGUUCGACAAGAUGGAUAUUGCCGAUCAAGUCGCUAUCCACGAAGCUAUGGAACAGCAGACAAUCUCGAUUGCUAAGGCCGGCAUCCAGGCCACCCUCAACGCCCGAACCUCUAUCCUUGCUGCGGCUAAUCCUGUCGGUGGACGCUACAACCGCAAGACAACGCUGCGUGCAAACGUCAACAUGUCUGCGCCCAUCAUGUCUCGUUUCGAUCUUUUCUUCGUCGUACUGGAUGAGUGCGACGAGGCAGUCGAUCGCCAUCUGGCUGAGCACAUUGUUGGUAUUCACCAGCACAGAGACGAAGCUGUAGACCCUGAGUUCAACACUGAGCAAUUGCAACGCUACAUCCGCUUCGCGAGGACCUUUAGGCCAGAAUUUACCGAUGAGGCAAGGGAGACACUAGUCGAGAAGUACAAGGAGCUACGAGCAGACGAUGCACAAGGUGGCAUCGGCCGCAACAGCUACCGUAUUACUGUCCGACAACUCGAGAGUAUGAUUCGUCUCUCGGAGGCUAUUGCAAAGGCCAACUGCGUCAGCGAUAUUACCCCCGAGUUUGUCAAAGAAGCCUACAACCUCCUCCGCCAGUCUAUCAUCUCGGUCGAGAAGGACGACGUCGAGGUUGAAGACGACGAUGAUGAGGCGUUGCUUGCUGCAGCGGCCGCAGCAGAACAGGAGGCCGAUGCGCCAAUGGACGAUCAGCAAGACGCUUCUAGAGACCGAACAGCGACACCAGCCGUCGCGCCACGCGAGAAGACCAAGAUCACGCACGACAAGUACGUCGCUAUGCGCAACAUGUUUGUCAAGCGCGUCAACGAGGACCAAGAAGAGACACAAGACGGCGUCGAAGAGGAAGAGCUGCUCAUCUGGUACCUUGAGCAGAAGGAGAAUGAAAUGGAGACGCAAGAGGAUCUGGAGAAGGAGAGGACACUUGCGAAGAAGGUGCUGAAGAAGGUCGUCAAGGAGCAAUACCUCAUGUUGAUCCGGGGUGAAGGACUUGCAGACGAACAGGGCCAAGGUGAGGGCAACGACAAGGCAGUCUACGUGCUGCAUCCAAACUGCCCGAUUGAGGACAUUGCCUAG